Molecule: messenger RNA, 15027 nt
Organism: Chionomys nivalis (European snow vole)
Lineage: Eukaryota; Metazoa; Chordata; Mammalia; Rodentia; Cricetidae
Product: mucin-12-like
Exons: 26
Coding region: 1-15027 (5008 amino acids)
Source: RefSeq, a predicted model, not a curated record
AUGGAAAACAGGGUUCACUCAGGAACCAACAACUUUCCCAAGAAACUCAGCUUCCACAGAAACCUCGCAACCUCCUGCGAGCUCCCGCACAACAGGGCAAACUGGGUCCAACCUGAGGCCCCUACAGCCUCCAGCAGCAGCUCGACUUCAACGCAAGGCUCUCGAGCCACAGGGUCCUUCCCAGGAACUGUCUUCACUCUGGAAGCUACGACCGUCUCUGGCAGCCCCACGUCCCCAGAAACCACGGAAUCUCCGAUCUCUCCAAGCAGCUCAGUUUCCCCAGCAACGGCCCUGCCUGCAGAGACGCCCUUCACUUCGGUCCUGAGUGAAGCGCCAACCACCUCCCGAAGCCAGCACACUUCAACAGGUGGAACUCAGACCACCGAGCCGUCCAAAACAACAGUCUCCAAUCAGGAAUCUACAACCUUCCCAACAAACUCAGUUUCCGCGGUACCCACUGGAACUCCGGAGACCUCCUACCCUACACCCCCCAGAGAAGAACCCACCACGUUCCCCAGUGGCCCGGUGUCUACCCAAGCAACGCAAGCAACUGACACAGCCCGGACAACAGUCUUCAGUCACGGGUCUACAGCUCCCCAGAGCAACUCCAUUUCCACACAAACUGCUUCUGUACCCCCUGAGAGCCUCCUCACCACAGUCCAACCUGAGGCCCCUACAGCCUCCAGCAGCAGCUCGACUUCAACGCAAGGCUCUCGAGCCACAGGGUCCUUCCCAGGAACUGUCUUCACUCUGGAAGCUACGACCGUCUCUGGCAGCCCCACGUCCCCAGAAACCACGGUACCGGCUGAAACUGCUCACCCCACAGCCCGAUCUGAAGCACCUACAGCCUCCCAAGGCGGCCCAGUUUCCUCAGAAGCCGCUCCCACGACUCAGACCUCCCCGACAACAACGGUCUUCGCUCAGCAAUCUACAGUCUUGCCAGCCACAGCCAGCACAAUGCCCGCAGAAACAGCUGGGACUCCUGGGACCUCCUACACCUCAGCUGUCACUGAGGAGUCUGCAGCCUCCCCACGUGGCCCAACGUCCACACAGACAACUCAGGCACCUGAGACAUCACCAAGAGUUUUCACUCAGGCAUCCACAGUCUUCACAGCCCCCUCAAGUUCACCAGAAACCGCGGCAGCUUCCGAGGUCGCCCACACCUCAGCCGUGAGUGAGGCAUCUACAGUAUCCUCCAGGACCCCGAGGACAACACAUGCCACCCAGCCAAGCGAAACCUCCGCAACAGGGCUCACUCACAAGUCUACAACCUGGUCGGGCAGCUCCGCGUCCCCAGACACUGCUGUACCUCCCGCCGUCACCCACACAGCAGCGCUGAAUGAGGCGUCUACCACAUCCCUGCGCAGCGCCAUAUCCACACAAACAGCUCCAGCUCCAGAGAACUCUGGAACAACCCUUCACACUCAGGAACCUACCACAUCCCUAAGCGGCCCAGUGUCCACAGGAACAGCCGGACCCCCUGGGACCUCCUCCACCGCAGCUGUGAAGGAGCCAUCUACAGCCUACACCAGGACCCCGGUUUCAACACUUGCAACUCAACCAGCUGAGUCACGGGGCACGGUGUUCACCCAGGAAUCAACACCCUCCCCAACCGGCUCAAUUUCCACAGGGACGCUGGUCCCUCCUGAGACCCCAGAAGAACCCACCACGUUCCCCAGUGGCCCGGUGUCUACCCAAGCAACGCAAGCAACUGACACAGCCCGGACAACAGUCUUCAGUCACGGGUCUACAGCUCCCCAGAGCAACUCCAUUUCCACACAAACUGCUUCUGUACCCCCUGAGAGCCUCCUCACCACAGUCCAACCUGAGGCCCCUACAGCCUCCAGCAGCAGCUCGACUUCAACGCAAGGCUCUCGAGCCACAGGGUCCUUCCCAGGAACUGUCUUCACUCUGGAAGCUACGACCGUCUCUGGCAGCCCCACGUCCCCAGAAACCACGGUACCGGCUGAAACUGCUCACCCCACAGCCCGAUCUGAAGCACCUACAGCCUCCCAAGGCGGCCCAGUUUCCUCAGAAGCCGCUCCCACGACUCAGACCUCCCCGACAACAACGGUCUUCGCUCAGCAAUCUACAGUCUUGCCAGCCACAGCCAGCACAAUGCCCGCAGAAACAGCUGGGACUCCUGGGACCUCCUACACCUCAGCUGUCACUGAGGAGUCUGCAGCCUCCCCACGUGGCCCAACGUCCACACAGACAACUCAGGCACCUGAGACAUCACCAAGAGUUUUCACUCAGGCAUCCACAGUCUUCACAGCCCCCUCAAGUUCACCAGAAACCGCGGCAGCUUCCGAGGUCGCCCACACCUCAGCCGAAUCUCCGAUCUCUCCAAGCAGCUCAGUUUCCCCAGCAACGGCCCUGCCUGCUGAGACGCCCUUCACUUCGGUCCUGAGUGAAGCGCCAACCACCUCCCGAAGCCAGCACACUUCAACAGGUGGAACUCAGACCACCGAGCCGUCCAAAACAACAGUCUCCAAUCAGGAAUCUACAACCUUCCCAACAAACUCAGUUUCCGCGGUACCCACUGGAACUCCGGAGACCUCCUACCCUACACCCCCCAGAGAAGAACCCACCACGUUCCCCAGUGGCCCGGUGUCUACCCAAGCAACGCAAGCAACUGACACAGCCCGGACAACAGUCUUCAGUCACGGGUCUACAGCUCCCCAGAGCAACUCCAUUUCCACACAAACUGCUUCUGUACCCCCUGAGAGCCUCCUCACCACAGUCCAACCUGAGGCCCCUACAGCCUCCAGCAGCAGCUCGACUUCAACGCAAGGCUCUCGAGCCACAGGGUCCUUCCCAGGAACUGUCUUCACUCUGGAAGCUACGACCGUCUCUGGCAGCCCCACGUCCCCAGAAACCACGGUACCGGCUGAAACUGCUCACCCCACAGCCCGAUCUGAAGCACCUACAGCCUCCCAAGGCGGCCCAGUUUCCUCAGAAGCCGCUCCCACGACUCAGACCUCCCCGACAACAACGGUCUUCGCUCAGCAAUCUACAGUCUUGCCAGCCACAGCCAGCACAAUGCCCGCAGAAACAGCUGGGACUCCUGGGACCUCCUACACCUCAGCUGUCACUGAGGAGUCUGCAGCCUCCCCACGUGGCCCAACGUCCACACAGACAACUCAGGCACCUGAGACAUCACCAAGAGUUUUCACUCAGGCAUCCACAGUCUUCACAGCCCCCUCAAGUUCACCAGAAACCGCGGCAGCUUCCGAGGUCGCCUACACCUCAGCCGUGAGUGAGGCAUCUACAGUAUCCUCCAGGACCCCGAGGACAACACAUGCCACCCAGCCAAGCGAAACCUCCGCAACAGGGCUCACUCACAAGUCUACAACCUGGUCGGGCAGCUCCGCGUCCCCAGACACUGCUGUACCUCCCGCCGUCACCCACACAGCAGCGCUGACUGAGGCGUCUACCACAUCCCUGCGCAGCGCCAUAUCCACACAAACAGCUCCAGCUCCAGAGAACUCUGGAACAACCCUUCACACUCAGGAACCUACCACAUCCCUAAGCGGCCCAGUGUCCACAGGAACAGCCGGACCCCCUGGGACCUCCUCCACCGCAGCUGUGAAGGAGCCAUCUACAGCCUACACCAGGACCCCGGUUUCAACACUUGCAACUCAACCAGCUGAGUCACGGGGCACGGUGUUCACCCAGGAAUCAACACCCUCCCCAACCGGCUCAAUUUCCACAGGGACGCUGGUCCCUCCUGAGACCCCGUAUACUUCAAGAUUAAGGGAGGCCUCUACCACACACCCACGGACCCCAGUAUCAGCCCAGGCCACUCAGGCGGCUCAAACGUGGAAAACAGGGUUCACUCAGGAACCAACAACUUUCCCAAGAAACUCAGCUUCCACAGAAACCUCGCAACCUCCUGCGAGCUCCCGCACAACAGGGCAAACUGGGGUACCUACAACCUCCCCAAGCAGCUCAGUUUCAACACAUGCAACCCAGCCAAGGGAAACCUCCCAAACAGAGUUCACACAGGAGUCUACGACCUCCACGGACAGCUCAGGUUCCCCAGAAACAGUCGUCCCUCCCGACACCUCGCGCUCCACAGCUCUGCCUGAGGUAUCCACAACCUCCCCAAGAAGCACAACCUCCACCGAUUCACCUCAACCCUCCGGUACCUUGCAAACCGCCGUCUCCACUCAGGAAUCUCCGAUCUCUCCAAGCAGCUCAGUUUCCCCAGCAACGGCCCUGCCUGCUGAGACGCCCUUCACUUCGGUCCUGAGUGAAGCGCCAACCACCUCCCGAAGCCAGCACACUUCAACAGGUGGAACUCAGACCACCGAGCCGUCCAAAACAACAGUCUCCAAUCAGGAAUCUACAACCUUCCCAACAAACUCAGUUUCCGCGGUACCCACUGGAACUCCGGAGACCUCCUACCCUACACCCCCCAGAGAAGAACCCACCACGUUCCCCAGUGGCCCGGUGUCUACCCAAGCAACGCAAGCAACUGACACAGCCCGGACAACAGUCUUCAGUCACGGGUCUACAGCUCCCCAGAGCAACUCCAUUUCCACACAAACUGCUUCUGUACCCCCUGAGAGCCUCCUCACCACAGUCCAACCUGAGGCCCCUACAGCCUCCAGCAGCAGCUCGACUUCAACGCAAGGCUCUCGAGCCACAGGGUCCUUCCCAGGAACUGUCUUCACUCUGGAAGCUACGACCGUCUCUGGCAGCCCCACGUCCCCAGAAACCACGGUACCGGCUGAAACUGCUCACCCCACAGCCCGAUCUGAAGCACCUACAGCCUCCCAAGGCGGCCCAGUUUCCUCAGAAGCCGCUCCCACGACUCAGACCUCCCCGACAACAACGGUCUUCGCUCAGCAAUCUACAGUCUUGCCAGCCACAGCCAGCACAAUGCCCGCAGAAACAGCUGGGACUCCUGGGACCUCCUACACCUCAGCUGUCACUGAGGAGUCUGCAGCCUCCCCACGUGGCCCAACGUCCACACAGACAACUCAGGCACCUGAGACAUCACCAAGAGUUUUCACUCAGGCAUCCACAGUCUUCACAGCCCCCUCAAGUUCACCAGAAACCGCGGCAGCUUCCGAGGUCGCCCACACCUCAGCCGUGAGUGAGGCAUCUACAGUAUCCUCCAGGACCCCGAGGACAACACAUGCCACCCAGCCAAGCGAAACCUCCGCAACAGGGCUCACUCACAAGUCUACAACCUGGUCGGGCAGCUCCGCGUCCCCAGACACUGCUGUACCUCCCGCCGUCACCCACACAGCAGCGCUGACUGAGGCGUCUACCACAUCCCUGCGCAGCGCCAUAUCCACACAAACAGCUCCAGCUCCAGAGAACUCUGGAACAACCCUUCACACUCAGGAACCUACCACAUCCCUAAGCGGCCCAGUGUCCACAGGAACAGCCGGACCCCCUGGGACCUCCUCCACCGCAGCUGUGAAGGAGCCAUCUACAGCCUACACCAGGACCCCGGUUUCAACACUUGCAACUCAACCAGCUGAGUCACGGGGCACGGUGUUCACCCAGGAAUCAACACCCUCCCCAACCGGCUCAAUUUCCACAGGGACGCUGGUCCCUCCUGAGACCCCAGAAGAACCCACCACGUUCCCCAGUGGCCCGGUGUCUACCCAAGCAACGCAAGCAACUGACACAGCCCGGACAACAGUCUUCAGUCACGGGUCUACAGCUCCCCAGAGCAACUCCAUUUCCACACAAACUGCUUCUGUACCCCCUGAGAGCCUCCUCACCACAGUCCAACCUGAGGCCCCUACAGCCUCCAGCAGCAGCUCGACUUCAACGCAAGGCUCUCGAGCCACAGGGUCCUUCCCAGGAACUGUCUUCACUCUGGAAGCUACGACCGUCUCUGGCAGCCCCACGUCCACAGAAACCACGGUACCGGCUGAAACUGCUCACCCCACAGCCCGAUCUGAAGCACCUACAGCCUCCCAAGGCGGCCCAGUUUCCUCAGAAGCCGCUCCCAUGACUCAGACCUCCCCGACAACAACGGUCUUCGCUCAGCAAUCUACAGUCUUGCCAGCCACAGCCAGCACAAUGCCCGCAGAAACAGCUGGGACUCCUGGGACCUCCUACACCUCAGCUGUCACUGAGGAGUCUGCAGCCUCCCCACGUGGCCCAACGUCCACACAGACAACUCAGGCACCUGAGACAUCACCAAGAGUUUUCACUCAGGCAUCCACAGUCUUCACAGCCCCCUCAAGUUCACCAGAAACCGCGGCAGCUUCCGAGGUCGCCUACACCUCAGCCGUGAUCCAACCUGAGGCCCCUACAGCCUCCAGCAGCAGCUCGACUUCAACGCAAGGCUCUCGAGCCACAGGGUCCUUCCCAGGAACUGUCUUCACUCUGGAAGCUACGACCGUCUCUGGCAGCCCCACGUCCACAGAAACCACGGAAUCUCCGAUCUCUCCAAGCAGCUCAGUUUCCCCAGCAACGGCCCUGCCUGCUGAGACGCCCUUCACUUCGGUCCUGAGUGAAGCGCCAACCACCUCCCGAAGCCAGCACACUUCAACAGGUGGAUCUCAGACCACCGAGCCGUCCAAAACAACAGUCUCCAAUCAGGAAUCUACAACCUUCCCAACAAACUCAGUUUCCGCGGUACCCACUGGAACUCCGGAGACCUCCUACCCUACACCCCCCAGAGAAGAACCCACCACGUUCCCCAGUGGCCCGGUGUCUACCCAAGCAACGCAAGCAACUGACACAGCCCGGACAACAGUCUUCAGUCACGGGUCUACAGCUCCCCAGAGCAACUCCAUUUCCACACAAACUGCUUCUGUACCCCCUGAGAGCCUCCUCACCACAGUCCAACCUGAGGCCCCUACAGCCUCCAGCAGCAGCUCGACUUCAACGCAAGGCUCUCGAGCCACAGGGUCCUUCCCAGGAACUGUCUUCACUCUGGAAGCUACGACCGUCUCUGGCAGCCCCACGUCCACAGAAACCACGGUACCGGCUGAAACUGCUCACCCCACAGCCCGAUCUGAAGCACCUACAGCCUCCCAAGGCGGCCCAGUUUCCUCAGAAGCCGCUCCCACGACUCAGACCUCCCCGACAACAACGGUCUUCGCUCAGCAAUCUACAGUCUUGCCAGCCACAGCCAGCACAAUGCCCGCAGAAACAGCUGGGACUCCUGGGACCUCCUACACCUCAGCUGUCACUGAGGAGUCUGCAGCCUCCCCACGUGGCCCAACGUCCACACAGACAACUCAGGCACCUGAGACAUCACCAAGAGUUUUCACUCAGGCAUCCACAGUCUUCACAGCCCCCUCAAGUUCACCAGAAACCGCGGCAGCUUCCGAGGUCGCCCACACCUCAGCCGAAUCUCCGAUCUCUCCAAGCAGCUCAGUUUCCCCAGCAACGGCCCUGCCUGCUGAGACGCCCUUCACUUCGGUCCUGAGUGAAGCGCCAACCACCUCCCGAAGCCAGCACACUUCAACAGGUGGAUCUCAGACCACCGAGCCGUCCAAAACAACAGUCUCCAAUCAGGAAUCUACAACCUUCCCAACAAACUCAGUUUCCGCGGUACCCACUGGAACUCCGGAGACCUCCUACCCUACACCCCCCAGAGAAGAACCCACCACGUUCCCCAGUGGCCCGGUGUCUACCCAAGCAACGCAAGCAACUGACACAGCCCGGACAACAGUCUUCAGUCACGGGUCUACAGCUCCCCAGAGCAACUCCAUUUCCACACAAACUGCUUCUGUACCCCCUGAGAGCCUCCUCACCACAGUCCAACCUGAGGCCCCUACAGCCUCCAGCAGCAGCUCGACUUCAACGCAAGGCUCUCGAGCCACAGGGUCCUUCCCAGGAACUGUCUUCACUCUGGAAGCUACGACCGUCUCUGGCAGCCCCACGUCCACAGAAACCACGGUACCGGCUGAAACUGCUCACCCCACAGCCCGAUCUGAAGCACCUACAGCCUCCCAAGGCGGCCCAGUUUCCUCAGAAGCCGCUCCCACGACUCAGACCUCCCCGACAACAACGGUCUUCGCUCAGCAAUCUACAGUCUUGCCAGCCACAGCCAGCACAAUGCCCGCAGAAACAGCUGGGACUCCUGGGACCUCCUACACCUCAGCUGUCACUGAGGAGUCUGCAGCCUCCCCACGUGGCCCAACGUCCACACAGACAACUCAGGCACCUGAGACAUCACCAAGAGUUUUCACUCAGGCAUCCACAGUCUUCACAGCCCCCUCAAGUUCACCAGAAACCGCGGCAGCUUCCGAGGUCGCCCACACCUCAGCCGAAUCUCCGAUCUCUCCAAGCAGCUCAGUUUCCCCAGCAACGGCCCUGCCUGCUGAGACGCCCUUCACUUCGGUCCUGAGUGAAGCGCCAACCACCUCCCGAAGCCAGCACACUUCAACAGGUGGAUCUCAGACCACCGAGCCGUCCAAAACAACAGUCUCCAAUCAGGAAUCUACAACCUUCCCAACAAACUCAGUUUCCGCGGUACCCACUGGAACUCCGGAGACCUCCUACCCUACACCCCCCAGAGAAGAACCCACCACGUUCCCCAGUGGCCCGGUGUCUACCCAAGCAACGCAAGCAACUGACACAGCCCGGACAACAGUCUUCAGUCACGGGUCUACAGCUCCCCAGAGCAACUCCAUUUCCACACAAACUGCUUCUGUACCCCCUGAGAGCCUCCUCACCACAGUCCAACCUGAGGCCCCUACAGCCUCCAGCAGCAGCUCGACUUCAACGCAAGGCUCUCGAGCCACAGGGUCCUUCCCAGGAACUGUCUUCACUCUGGAAGCUACGACCGUCUCUGGCAGCCCCACGUCCACAGAAACCACGGUACCGGCUGAAACUGCUCACCCCACAGCCCGAUCUGAAGCACCUACAGCCUCCCAAGGCGGCCCAGUUUCCUCAGAAGCCGCUCCCACGACUCAGACCUCCCCGACAACAACGGUCUUCGCUCAGCAAUCUACAGUCUUGCCAGCCACAGCCAGCACAAUGCCCGCAGAAACAGCUGGGACUCCUGGGACCUCCUACACCUCAGCUGUCACUGAGGAGUCUGCAGCCUCCCCACGUGGCCCAACGUCCACACAGACAACUCAGGCACCUGAGACAUCACCAAGAGUUUUCACUCAGGCAUCCACAGUCUUCACAGCCCCCUCAAGUUCACCAGAAACCGCGGCAGCUUCCGAGGUCGCCCACACCUCAGCCGAAUCUCCGAUCUCUCCAAGCAGCUCAGUUUCCCCAGCAACGGCCCUGCCUGCUGAGACGCCCUUCACUUCGGUCCUGAGUGAAGCGCCAACCACCUCCCGAAGCCAGCACACUUCAACAGGUGGAUCUCAGACCACCGAGCCGUCCAAAACAACAGUCUCCAAUCAGGAAUCUACAACCUUCCCAACAAACUCAGUUUCCGCGGUACCCACUGGAACUCCGGAGACCUCCUACCCUACACCCCCCAGAGAAGAACCCACCACGUUCCCCAGUGGCCCGGUGUCUACCCAAGCAACGCAAGCAACUGACACAGCCCGGACAACAGUCUUCAGUCACGGGUCUACAGCUCCCCAGAGCAACUCCAUUUCCACACAAACUGCUUCUGUACCCCCUGAGAGCCUCCUCACCACAGUCCAACCUGAGGCCCCUACAGCCUCCAGCAGCAGCUCGACUUCAACGCAAGGCUCUCGAGCCACAGGGUCCUUCCCAGGAACUGUCUUCACUCUGGAAGCUACGACCGUCUCUGGCAGCCCCACGUCCACAGAAACCACGGUACCGGCUGAAACUGCUCACCCCACAGCCCGAUCUGAAGCACCUACAGCCUCCCAAGGCGGCCCAGUUUCCUCAGAAGCCGCUCCCACGACUCAGACCUCCCCGACAACAACGGUCUUCGCUCAGCAAUCUACAGUCUUGCCAGCCACAGCCAGCACAAUGCCCGCAGAAACAGCUGGGACUCCUGGGACCUCCUACACCUCAGCUGUCACUGAGGAGUCUGCAGCCUCCCCACGUGGCCCAACGUCCACACAGACAACUCAGGCACCUGAGACAUCACCAAGAGUUUUCACUCAGGCAUCCACAGUCUUCACAGCCCCCUCAAGUUCACCAGAAACCGCGGCAGCUUCCGAGGUCGCCCACACCUCAGCCGAAUCUCCGAUCUCUCCAAGCAGCUCAGUUUCCCCAGCAACGGCCCUGCCUGCUGAGACGCCCUUCACUUCGGUCCUGAGUGAAGCGCCAACCACCUCCCGAAGCCAGCACACUUCAACAGGUGGAUCUCAGACCACCGAGCCGUCCAAAACAACAGUCUCCAAUCAGGAAUCUACAACCUUCCCAACAAACUCAGUUUCCGCGGUACCCACUGGAACUCCGGAGACCUCCUACCCUACACCCCCCAGAGAAGAACCCACCACGUUCCCCAGUGGCCCGGUGUCUACCCAAGCAACGCAAGCAACUGACACAGCCCGGACAACAGUCUUCAGUCACGGGUCUACAGCUCCCCAGAGCAACUCCAUUUCCACACAAACUGCUUCUGUACCCCCUGAGAGCCUCCUCACCACAGUCCAACCUGAGGCCCCUACAGCCUCCAGCAGCAGCUCGACUUCAACGCAAGGCUCUCGAGCCACAGGGUCCUUCCCAGGAACUGUCUUCACUCUGGAAGCUACGACCGUCUCUGGCAGCCCCACGUCCACAGAAACCACGGUACCGGCUGAAACUGCUCACCCCACAGCCCGAUCUGAAGCACCUACAGCCUCCCAAGGCGGCCCAGUUUCCUCAGAAGCCGCUCCCACGACUCAGACCUCCCCGACAACAACGGUCUUCGCUCAGCAAUCUACAGUCUUGCCAGCCACAGCCAGCACAAUGCCCGCAGAAACAGCUGGGACUCCUGGGACCUCCUACACCUCAGCUGUCACUGAGGAGUCUGCAGCCUCCCCACGUGGCCCAACGUCCACACAGACAACUCAGGCACCUGAGACAUCACCAAGAGUUUUCACUCAGGCAUCCACAGUCUUCACAGCCCCCUCAAGUUCACCAGAAACCGCGGCAGCUUCCGAGGUCGCCCACACCUCAGCCGAAUCUCCGAUCUCUCCAAGCAGCUCAGUUUCCCCAGCAACGGCCCUGCCUGCUGAGACGCCCUUCACUUCGGUCCUGAGUGAAGCGCCAACCACCUCCCGAAGCCAGCACACUUCAACAGGUGGAACUCAGACCACCGAGCCGUCCAAAACAACAGUCUCCAAUCAGGAAUCUACAACCUUCCCAACAAACUCAGUUUCCGCGGUACCCACUGGAACUCCGGAGACCUCCUACCCUACACCCCCCAGAGAAGAACCCACCACGUUCCCCAGUGGCCCGGUGUCUACCCAAGCAACGCAAGCAACUGACACAGCCCGGACAACAGUCUUCAGUCACGGGUCUACAGCUCCCCAGAGCAACUCCAUUUCCACACAAACUGCUUCUGUACCCCCUGAGAGCCUCCUCACCACAGUCCAACCUGAGGCCCCUACAGCCUCCAGCAGCAGCUCGACUUCAACGCAAGGCUCUCGAGCCACAGGGUCCUUCCCAGGAACUGUCUUCACUCUGGAAGCUACGACCGUCUCUGGCAGCCCCACGUCCACAGAAACCACGGUACCGGCUGAAACUGCUCACCCCACAGCCCGAUCUGAAGCACCUACAGCCUCCCAAGGCGGCCCAGUUUCCUCAGAAGCCGCUCCCACGACUCAGACCUCCCCGACAACAACGGUCUUCGCUCAGCAAUCUACAGUCUUGCCAGCCACAGCCAGCACAAUGCCCGCAGAAACAGCUGGGACUCCUGGGACCUCCUACACCUCAGCUGUCACUGAGGAGUCUGCAGCCUCCCCACGUGGCCCAACGUCCACACAGACAACUCAGGCACCUGAGACAUCACCAAGAGUUUUCACUCAGGCAUCCACAGUCUUCACAGCCCCCUCAAGUUCACCAGAAACCGCGGCAGCUUCCGAGGUCGCCCACACCUCAGCCGAAUCUCCGAUCUCUCCAAGCAGCUCAGUUUCCCCAGCAACGGCCCUGCCUGCUGAGACGCCCUUCACUUCGGUCCUGAGUGAAGCGCCAACCACCUCCCGAAGCCAGCACACUUCAACAGGUGGAACUCAGACCACCGAGCCGUCCAAAACAACAGUCUCCAAUCAGGAAUCUACAACCUUCCCAACAAACUCAGUUUCCGCGGUACCCACUGGAACUCCGGAGACCUCCUACCCUACACCCCCCAGAGAAGAACCCACCACGUUCCCCAGUGGCCCGGUGUCUACCCAAGCAACGCAAGCAACUGACACAGCCCGGACAACAGUCUUCAGUCACGGGUCUACAGCUCCCCAGAGCAACUCCAUUUCCACACAAACUGCUUCUGUACCCCCUGAGAGCCUCCUCACCACAGUCCAACCUGAGGCCCCUACAGCCUCCAGCAGCAGCUCGACUUCAACGCAAGGCUCUCGAGCCACAGGGUCCUUCCCAGGAACUGUCUUCACUCUGGAAGCUACGACCGUCUCUGGCAGCCCCACGUCCCCAGAAACCACGGUACCGGCUGAAACUGCUCACCCCACAGCCCGAUCUGAAGCACCUACAGCCUCCCAAGGCGGCCCAGUUUCCUCAGAAGCCGCUCCCACGACUCAGACCUCCCCGACAACAACGGUCUUCGCUCAGCAAUCUACAGUCUUGCCAGCCACAGCCAGCACAAUGCCCGCAGAAACAGCUGGGACUCCUGGGACCUCCUACACCUCAGCUGUCACUGAGGAGUCUGCAGCCUCCCCACGUGGCCCAACGUCCACACAGACAACUCAGGCACCUGAGACAUCACCAAGAGUUUUCACUCAGGCAUCCACAGUCUUCACAGCCCCCUCAAGUUCACCAGAAACCGCGGCAGCUUCCGAGGUCGCCCACACCUCAGCCGAAUCUCCGAUCUCUCCAAGCAGCUCAGUUUCCCCAGCAACGGCCCUGCCUGCUGAGACGCCCUUCACUUCGGUCCUGAGUGAAGCGCCAACCACCUCCCGAAGCCAGCACACUUCAACAGGUGGAACUCAGACCACCGAGCCGUCCAAAACAACAGUCUCCAAUCAGGAAUCUACAACCUUCCCAACAAACUCAGUUUCCGCGGUACCCACUGGAACUCCGGAGACCUCCUACCCUACACCCCCCAGAGAAGAACCCACCACGUUCCCCAGUGGCCCGGUGUCUACCCAAGCAACGCAAGCAACUGACACAGCCCGGACAACAGUCUUCAGUCACGGGUCUACAGCUCCCCAGAGCAACUCCAUUUCCACACAAACUGCUUCUGUACCCCCUGAGAGCCUCCUCACCACAGUCCAACCUGAGGCCCCUACAGCCUCCAGCAGCAGCUCGACUUCAACGCAAGGCUCUCGAGCCACAGGGUCCUUCCCAGGAACUGUCUUCACUCUGGAAGCUACGACCGUCUCUGGCAGCCCCGCGUCCCCAGAAACCACGGUACCGGCUGAAACUGCUCACCCCACAGCCCGAUCUGAAGCACCUACAGCCUCCCAAGGCGGCCCAGUUUCCUCAGAAGCCGCUCCCACGACUCAGACCUCCCCGACAACAACGGUCUUCGCUCAGCAAUCUACAGUCUUGCCAGCCACAGCCAGCACAAUGCCCGCAGAAACAGCUGGGACUCCUGGGACCUCCUACACCUCAGCUGUCACUGAGGAGUCUGCAGCCUCCCCACGUGGCCCAACGUCCACACAGACAACUCAGGCACCUGAGACAUCACCAAGAGUUUUCACUCAGGCAUCCACAGUCUUCACAGCCCCCUCAAGUUCACCAGAAACCGCGGCAGCUUCCGAGGUCGCCUACACCUCAGCCGUGAUGUUUGACUCUUCAGCCCAGACAAGCCCCCCUAGCUCUUCUCCUCCAUCCUCUACCUCCAUCCACUCCCCUUCUAGCAGCAACCCUGUGUUCAGCAGCUCUACUUCUCGCCCCCCCUUUCCCAGCGUAUACCCUACUUCCAUGAGGACUCAGGCCAUCACUUUGCCAUCACAGGACUGCAACAACGGGAGAUGGAACGGAAGCCAGUGUGAAUGCAAGCCGGGCUACACUGGGCAGCUCUGCGACACCAUCCUGUAUUCCUUCCCAAUAGAUAUCCCAAAUGUUGUCAACGCUACCGUGAGCAUGACAGUAAAGGUGACCGACCGGAACUUCUCAGAUGACCUGAAGAACACAUCCUCCCAGGCCUACAAGGACUUCAUCAAACUCUUCCUGAGCCAGAUGGAUAAAAUUUACGAGGGUCAUGACCUUCCCGAGUACAAAGAAGUGAUCAUCAAAGAACUGCUCAAUGGCAGCAUCGUGGUGAAAAGUGAGGUGGUUCUGGAGGCGAACUACACCCCCGAGUACCAGACACUGUUCAGCAACCUCACCAGGAUCGUGAGAGCCAAGAUCAUGAAUGCGACUAGAGCCAAUGAGACUGACAGGUCCUUGUGUCAAAAUGCCAAACUGUGCUACAAUUCUAACUUCACCACUGUGCACACGGAGACUCUAAAGUUCAGCUUCAACCCCGUGGAGCGUUGCAUGCGGGAGGCUGCCAAGGACUUUGGCCAGUACUUCUACCCAGAGGUUCUCGAGGGAAGACUGACCUGCGUGAAUAAGUGCACUCAGGGGACAAAGUCACAACUCAACUGCAACCUGGGCCAGUGCCAGCUGCUCCGCUCAGGGCCCCGCUGUGUGUGCCCGAACACAGACACCCACUGGUACUGGGGAGAGACUUGCGAGUCUAGAACCAGCAAGAGACUCGUGUACGGACUUGUGGGCACCGUGCUGUCAGUGCUGCUGGUCCUUGUGGUCAUCUUGGCUGUGUUCCUUGGCCGGUCCCAGAAAAAGCUGCACAGGCCAAAAUACGACCUGUCUCAGGCAUGGCAGAGAGAAGCUUUCCCUGGAAUCUUCCGGAGUUCUGGCAUCUGGGAAGGCCAGAAUCUGAAAGAGGAUCAACUAGGCCUGGAGCAAGGGCGCAACCACUUCCAGCCAAACCUGCAGUAUGUGGACCCCAACACUGAGCUCAACUUUCAGAGGCCCGAGGUGGUGAAAUCAGCAGCCCCGUGA